AUGGAUGAGGAAAAGACAGCCCUGUUUAGCAAAGAACAGCUUCCUCUCAUUGUGAGAGCAUUUGAAGAGGCUGAUGCUGAUGGAUCUGGAGGACUGGACAUGGAGGAGUUCUGUGCGGUAAUGAAGAUGCUUGGCACCUCCAUGACCCAAGAAGAGCUUGAGAUCCUCCACAUGAAGAUCGAUGCCAACUCUGACACAACUGUGGACAUUUGUGGCUUUCUAUACAUGUUAGUCUCUUAUAAUAUAAAGACACAAGGGCUCUUCUCCUCAAGGGCAUACGAGAAAAUCUCUCUGAAGAAAUAUCCGACUGUGUAUGUUUCAAGCCUGCUGGAAAAUCCCUCUGAGGACUAUCUGUGUGUCAAAAUUCACAUCUUUAAUGACACGUGCAGUCAGAUCCAGUUCUUGCCAUCACUUGACAUGUUUGCCAUCUGCGGUACUUCAGGUAGGACGAUGGUCCUCACUGGUCUCCCUAAAUCACUCAACACCAAAACAAAAAUCCCAAAACGAGUGUUUGAGAGUAAGAAAGAGCACGAGUUUUUCACAUGUGUUGUAUACUCUCCUUCAUCUGAUCGUCUGCUGACCGGGGGUACAGAUGGUGUACUGCGGGUGUGGUCUCCUCACAGAACCACGUCCUGCGAACAUGAAUUAAAAGGACAUGUCAAACCCAUCACCCACAUCAUAGGUAAUGAAAUUGACGACAUAUUCAUCAGUUUGUCGAUGGAUAUGAAUGUGCGUGUAUGGACCACGAAUGGCUGGAUAUGUAAACAAAGCUUCCAGGUUGAUGGUAUGGGACCGAGCCCAAUCUCCAGUGUAUGUUACAGCGAACAUAACAACGAGUUAGUCCUGGCCAACACAAAAAUAGGAUUAUGUCUUGGAAGAGGAACAGACGUUUUUAAAAGCACAUUAACAUCCCAUGGCAAACCCCUGUGCUCUGCACUGCACCACAGCACCUUCCAACAGGUCGUCUCUGUUUGCCAGGAUGGUGUGGUGUCAGUGUGGGACACCUUAACAGGAGAGGCCGUCAAGCAGUUUAACAUCUCUUCGAAUCAGACUUCUGGAUCCACUGCCAUGUUAUUUAAUGAAUCACAGCGCAAACUAAUCACAGUUUCAGAGGAUGGGAAAGUGAGACUGUGGAACUUUAACAGUGGAAGAGAGCUUGCCGUUCUUCCUGUGACCGUGCCAAAGGAGGUGACAGCUCUAAUCUGUGUAAACAACAGAUUAUUAAUUUCAGGGAAGGACUCCAAGAUUAUUUUUGACCUGGAUAUGGAGAGAAAUGAUCACAGAUUUUUCCAGCAUGAUUAUUUAGAUGACAUUUCAUCCAUGGAUGUGCACGGAGCCAGAUUGGUCACUGCCUCCAGCAACGGAAAUGUUGUCAUCUGGGAUAUGGACACUGCUAUGGUUCUGUACUGGCUUAAUGUUAGUGAGAACCCCCGAACACAUAUGGCAUUUAAAAGCGCUCAGGGCCGGACUGGCAGUGUACCUGUUGAGAAGAGGUCAAAAUAUGGAGUGGACACUGGGAGAAAUGCUCUCCAUAAAAAAUCUACAGCUGUGACAGACACUAGAAUGGAUGUCAGUCCUCUUAUAAAAUGUCUGCGGACCAGGGAGAUCAAGGUUGACACAGCCACACUGCUGACCUGUGCAGAUGGCUACAUCCAUGCCUGGUCUGUUAUCAGCAAGGGAGGGCUGUUAGCAAAGUUCAGGGCUGUGAGUGACGAGGGUGCAGUCAUUAACACCAUGGCAACAGAUGCAAAUGAAAAAAUACUUCUCACUGGGGACAGCACGGGAAGGAUUUGUCUGUGGGACAUUCAGAAAUUUGGCUUUAAAAAACAGUCAGAUGAAGGGCCAUUUGAAAACAUCAAUGGGUGGCGUGUGUCACUUUGCCCACCUCCACUGUUGGACUCUUGGCAAGCUCAUCCUACGGCAGUAGUUAGUGUUACAUGUGAUCCAGCUUGCAAAAACAUAGUUACUGCAGGUUUGGACUGCAAUGUCCGGCUAUGGACAAACACAGGCUAUUGCGUAGGUGUCUUCGGGAGAGAUAAAUGGGCAUCGCAUGAUUUAAAACGCUGCCCACAGGAGAAUGCUGACCAUAAGCAGGCAGGAAAACCAAGGACUGCAGUGACAAGAAAUAUACAAGUACCAGUCCUCAAGUUUUCUAUACCGUCAUCGCCCUCACUACCGCUUCCAAAGAUUGAAAAAACCUGUGACGAGAAACCCCCCACCCCCGACAAUCCCCAUAACCCCACAAUCCCCAUAACCCCCCACCAUCCCCACAACCCCCAAAAUCCCCACAACCCCCCACCUUCCUUCUCCACAGGCCGCACUAACGCCACAAAGAAUUGA
Messenger RNA from Toxotes jaculatrix (banded archerfish), 2340 nucleotides. Its product is annotated as WD repeat-containing protein on Y chromosome-like. The record is from RefSeq and is a predicted model, not a curated record. NCBI's taxonomy places the organism in Eukaryota, Metazoa, Chordata, Actinopteri, Toxotidae. Gene Ontology annotation, molecular function: protein binding; calcium ion binding. The transcript is spliced from 3 exons. The coding region runs from base 1 to 2340 and encodes 779 amino acids.